AUGUGGCCCUCCCCUUACCCCCCUUCUAGUCCCCCCCCUCCCGCGAUGUCGGAAGAAACCCGACGGAGCAAACUGGCUGCGGCCAAAAAGAAGCUAAAGGAGUAUCAGCAGAAGCACAGCCCUGGUGUUCCUGCAGGAGCGAAGAAAAAGAAAAAAGUAAAAAAUGGCACCAGCCCUGAUACCACUUCUGGCGGUUGCCACCCACCUGAGGAUAUUCAGGACAUUCUGAAGGUGCUGGUGUCCGACCUUAACCGCUCCAAUGGGGUAGCACUCUCCCCAUUGGACAAGUGGAAGGCGCCCAAAGACUGCGCCGCUCCUACACAACCUGCUGAUGACCCUAUGCCACCUGACGGUGUCCCUUCAUCCGGUGCUGGUGCAACUAGCACGGUGACACCUCAGAACCAUGAUGAUAACUGCCCUCAUCUCAUGGAUGAAACCAAGACUUUCUCAUCAACUGAGAGCCUGCGACAACUCUCUCAGCAGCUCAAUGGUCUUGUGUCUGAGUCCACUUCCUACAUUAAUGGUGAGGGGCCUGCGUCUUCUGCCAACAUGAAAGAUCUGGAGAGCCGAUACCAAGAGCUCGCAAUAGCCCUGGAUACCAGCUAUGCAACGAACAAUCAGCUAAAUAAAACCAUAGAGGAACUGAAACAAGAGAAGCAAGAAAUUUUGGAUCAACUGGAAAAAGAGAAAAGAGACUGCCAUCAAAAGCUGGUAAAGGAGCAGGGAUCCCUGCGGGAACAACUGCAGGUUCACAUCCAGACCAUCGGUAUUCUGGUUUCCGAAAAGGCCGAAUUGCAGACGGCCCUGGCCCACACACAGCAGGUCGUUGACCAUAAGGCAGGAGAGGCCAAGGAGCUUGCUGGCCGCCUGCAGUCCUGCCGACAGCGCAUAGGAGAACUGGAGCGCACUCUUUCUGCUGUGUCCACCCAACAGAAACAAGCAGAAGAGCACAACAAAGAACUAACCAAAGAAAGAGACGCCCUCAAAUUGGAGCUGUACAGAAACACUAAGAGUAAUGAGGACUUGCUGCAACAAAAAUCGGAAUUGGAGGAGAAGCUUCGAGUCCUAUUGACCCAGAAGGCAGCCAUGCAGCUCGAGGUGGAGGACCUGCAGAAGAAGCAGGAGAUGACAGAGCUCCUUCUGCAACAAUUUUCCAGUGCGUGUGACUCCUCUGACAGCAACAUGAAGUUACAACGGGCCAUGGAGGAGCGGGCCCAGCUGGAGACACACGUGGGACAGCUUAUGGAGUCACGGACACAGCUUCAGUUGGAACGAGAUAAGUACGCGGACGAGCUAAUCAAAGAAACUGCCAUGUGGCAGGAAAAGAUAAAGAAGAUGUCAGACCAGGUGGUCGUGCUACAAGAAGAGAAGGAACGCUGUCUGCGCCAGAUGCAGGAGCUGGAGAACAACUUGUUCCAGCAUAGAACGCAGACAGCGGAACCUCCAUGUCCAGAGCCCCCUGCAGGGCCCUCUGAAGUAGAACAGCAGCUGCAAGCGGAGACUGAUCAGCUCCGCACAGAACUGGAGAGCCUGGCAGGACAACUCCAGGCCCAAGUGCGGGACAAUGAGAGUUUGAGCCGCCUGAACCAGGAGCAGGAGGAGCGGCUGCUGGAGUUGGAGCGGGCUGCUGAGCGCUGGGAUGAGCAGGAGAAGCAACACAGACAGGUGCUGGAGACAAUCCAGAGUGACCGCACCACCAUCAGCCGUGCACUCUCCCAGAACCGCCUCCUGAAGGAGCAGCUAGCUGAGCUGCAGAGUGGCUUCAUACGAAUGUCAAAUGAAAACAUGGAAAUUACUAGUGCGCUGCAUUCGGAGCAGCACAUCAAGAAGGAGCUGGCCAAGAAGUUGGGCCAGCUUCAUGAGAACCUUGGAGAAAUGAAAGAAACGAUGGACCAGAAAAACCAGGAGGCUCAGAGUCUGCAGGAGCAGCGAGAUCAGUACUUGACCUACCUACAGCAGUACGUGGCUGCCUACCAGCAGCAGGUGGCUGCCUACCAGCAGCUGGUCUCUGAAAAGGAGGCGCUGCACAAGGAAAUGCUCCUGCACAUCCAAGUCAUAGACCAGAUAAAACACGAGUCAGUUGUGAGCAAGGCGGAGGCCGAGAUGGCCCGCCAGGAGUUGCAAGUGGCCCAGGAGCGUCUGCAGGCCGCCGACCAGCAGAACCAGGAGCUGCAGGCCCAGCUGAGUUCUACUGAGCUCCCCGAGGAAGGUUAUGAGUUGAGCGAUGAGGAGGUCAAGGAUGAUGACCCUCAUCAGCCCAUACUGACCAUCCCAGCGGACUUUGAGACCCAAGAAGCUAUGGUGGCAUAUGUUAACAUGGCUCUGGCUAGUGCUGAAAAGGAGCGGGCACAGCUGCGGGAGCAGCUGAAGAAACACAGAGCGCGCUUCCAGCGCCUAGUCAAGCUGACAGACCUGACCCGGAAGGCGCCGCAGGAGGUGACACCAGCCCCUGCGACCAGGACCGAGGCUGUGUCUGAGGAGGAGUACCAGGCCCUCCAGGGGGCCAUGGAGAAUCUGCAGAGCCGCUUCAUUGAAGUGAUGCGGGAAAAGGCAGACCUGAAGGAGCGGCUGGAGGAGCUGGAGCAUCGCUGCAUCCAGCUUUCUGGCGAGACUGACACUAUCGGCGAGUACAUUGCCCUCUACCAGAACCAGAGGGCAGUGUUGAAGGAGCGGCACCGAGAGAAGGAGGAGUACAUCAGCCGACUGGCCCAGGACAAGGAAGAGAUGAAGGGGAAGCUACUGGAGCUGCAGGAGCUGGUGUUACAACUUGUGAAGGAGCGCGAAAAGCGGCAUGGCAAAUUCCUGGCAGCCGCCCAAAGCCCUGCUGUAGAGACCACUCCAGGGUCUGCAGCCCCCCAGGAGCUGGGAGCUGCUGACGUGCAGCAGGCUGAUCUCUGCGAGGUGAGCCUCGUUGACGGGGAACCUGCACAAGAAGAGACGGAGGAGGGUUCUCCUCCAGAGAAUCUAACUGCACAGCAGAUCAUUCAGUUGCUGCAUGAAAUUCAGAACCCGCAGGAGCGUCCAGGCUUGGGCAACAGCCCCUGCAUCCCCUUCUUCUACAGGGCUGACGAAAAUGAUGAGGUGAAGAUUAUGGUCAUUUAGAGCCCAGAGAAGUGGGGCCGGGGGCUCUGUCCCCUCCCUGUUUCUUCCCCUCUCACCCUGUCCUUGCCAACCGUCCCUCCCACCAUGCCCCUGCCACCUUUCCCUGCCACUCCUUCCCUGCCUUUUAUCUUUAGAGUAGUAAGAUAAGACCCCUGCCUAACAGGGAGACAAACCGGUGCAGGCCCUUUGCCAUCUUGAUCAGGGCUCAAUCUUAAUUUCUGGGUUUGCUUUCUUCCAGAAAAACAAAGAGCCACAGGCUCACAAAUCAGUUUCUUUGGAGGCUGCCCCUCAGGAGUAGCAGGGACUCCCUGGUGGCCUCACCCCACCAAGCAGGCCUUCUUUAGGUGGCUCCCUUCUCUUACUCAGAGACACUUGGGGCACGACAAUGGGGUGGCAUUCUCUUCAUGUGGACAGUUGGGCUAACUGUUGGCCAGGCAAGAGCACAGGUUGCUGGGUUGGGCUCCCCUCCCCCUGUGUACAUAUUGUAUUUGUGUAACAUUUUGUAUAUUCUGGGGGUUGAGCCACCCCCUGUAUAAUAGCAGUGGUUGGAACUGGCAAAUGAGAAGAUUCUAAUUAUUUGGGACUGGGAAACUUAUUUAUUAAUAGCACAGGGCAGAGGAAGGAGGCGGGGAUGGGGUUGUGGCACCCUGGUGACGCGGCUCCGGUUUAUUUUGCUUUUUAUUUCAAAAUAAAAUAAAUGGAUUUAUCCUCCUUC
Messenger RNA from Carlito syrichta (Philippine tarsier), 3817 nucleotides. RefSeq names its product golgin A2 (gene GOLGA2). Bases 1 to 3102 code for a protein of 1033 amino acids. The record is from RefSeq and is a predicted model, not a curated record. The transcript is spliced from 27 exons. Gene Ontology annotation, molecular function: protein binding. Lineage: Eukaryota; Metazoa; Chordata; Mammalia; Primates; Tarsiidae. Gene Ontology annotation, biological process: spindle assembly; Golgi organization. Gene Ontology annotation, cellular component: Golgi apparatus; Golgi cis cisterna; cis-Golgi network.